Messenger RNA from Tympanuchus pallidicinctus (lesser prairie-chicken), 1110 nucleotides. RefSeq lists its product as uncharacterized. Bases 59 to 856 code for a protein of 265 amino acids. Lineage: Eukaryota; Metazoa; Chordata; Aves; Galliformes; Phasianidae. The record is from RefSeq and is a predicted model, not a curated record. The transcript has 5 exons.
CUCUGGCCACUUCCUGUCCCCACUGCAGUCUCGCUGUCCCCAAGGCUGCUCCUGAAUCAUGGCACCCAGGGCGCUGGCCCUCAUCCUGGGUUGGUGGGUGGUGGCAGCGAGCGGAGCACAGAAAUUGCCCCGACCCUCCCUGUCGCUGCACCCCAGCCAGGAGGUGUCCCUGGGGGACAAUGUCACCCUGCUUUGCCACCUGCCCCGAAUGACCGCCUGGGUCCAGCUCUGGUUGAAUGGAACUCUCAGAUCUAACAAGGAAAAAGACCAGGAGCAGGACGUGGCUGAGUUCUCCUUUGCUGUCGCCAACCUGGAGGACAUGGGGACGUAUCAGUGUCGGUACCAGGUGUCAGAGCCACUGUGGACCUCAGAGCUGAGCGACCCCGUGGAGCUGAUGCUGGCAGGUGCCGGGGGUCGAUCCCGUGGGAACCUGGUGGUGGCGGUGGUGAGGGGCUGCGCUGCCGUCUUCGUCUUCAGCCUGGGCCUCUACUUCAUCCUCGAUGCCCGCAGCCUCUGGACGAGGAGAGAUAAGAGCCCUGGUCUCACCCCUGAAACGCCCAAAUCAGUGCCAUUCCAGGUAGGUGCCUGGGGCAGCGGACCCCAAAUCCCACUUCACCCCUUGGGGCACGCAGAGAACAUCGCUAUGGAGACCCACACCCUUCCCAUGGGGCCCACAAACGACCCCCAGCCUCCUAUGGCUUACUCUAACAUUUAUGUGCCCUACCUGUGUCCAGCUCAUGGGAAAUCCAAAUCCGCAAUGCGUGGAACCCUCAGCCCACAAACUGAAGCCCCCAGACCCACAGAAUCCCUCCAAACCUUAAUCCCCCUCCUGAACAUACAGGCACGUACAACUUGAGCAGAGGGGCCCUAAAUGCACCCACACGGAAUCCCAGUGACCCAUAGGGAACACAAAAAACAAGCCCCUGUAUUCCCCCAGCCCCUGAUAAACGCCCCAAGACCGUAGCUGGGCCCCAAAUAUCCCCCUUGCAGACCCCAAUUUGAGCCCCCCCAGACCUCCAGACUCACCCUCACGGUCACAUCCGCCUCAUCCCUACACCAGAGGCCCAACCUCAGCCCACCCGCCUUGGGGACCCCCAUGGUAGCACCCCG